Messenger RNA from Camellia sinensis, 1227 nucleotides. The record is from RefSeq and is a predicted model, not a curated record. NCBI's taxonomy places the organism in Eukaryota, Viridiplantae, Streptophyta, Magnoliopsida, Ericales, Theaceae.
AUGAUAGCCCCGCAGCCCGGGGUCCCUCUAAUGUUGUACCUAACUUCAACCCCCAAGUCCAUAGGGGCAUUAUUGGUCCAAGAUGUAGAAGGAACAGAACGCCCGGUGUAUUACAUCAGCCGGAAGAUUCGAGGAGCAGAAGUUCGAUAUACUCCGGUAGAGAGACAUUGUUUAGCUUUGGUAUUUAUCGCCCAAAAACUCAGACAUUACUUCUUAGCACAUCAGAUUCAGAUUGUUACUAGAAGUGAUCCAAUCCGAUACCUCCUCAGCAAGCCUGCUCUAACCGGGAAGGUGGCAAGAUGGUUGUUAGCAUUGGGUGAAUUCGAGAUCACAUGUGUAGCUCCCAAGGCAAUCAAAAGCCAAGCCUUAGCUGAUCUCCUUGCUCAAUUUCCAAGUGGUGACUAUGAACCAGUGAAUGAAGAAUUAAGAGGAGAGGUGCAUGCAGUUAUGGCUUCCGAGGAAAGCUUUUGGACAUUAAGCUUUGACGGAGCGGCAGCCGGAGGGAAAGGAGGAACGGGGAUAGUCCUUACAAGCAAAAGUGGGGAAAAGUUAUAUUUGUCUUAUAAACUGGAUUUCCAUUGUUCGAAUAAUGAAGACGAGUAUGAGGCUCUUGUUUUAGGCUUGAUAGCAGCUGAGAAGCACAGUAUCAAGAAGAUUCGGAUCCGGGGGGACUCAAAGCUGAUAGUGAAGCAAGUUUCAGGACAGUUCGUCUUAAAGGAGCCUGCCUUGGCCACAUAUCGAACAACAGUCCAAAGGUUUCUUGACAAAUUUCAGAAGGUCGAAAUAGAGCAUGUGCCUCGCUCUGACAACAAGUUUUCAGAUGUCCUCGCAACAUUAGGGGCAAGAGUCGAUAUCCCAGAGGAGGAGGUGACAAUUGUUAUCAAUAAGAGAACAGAGCCUUCAAUAAUACCCGAAGACGAAGACCUUCCAGAGGACUGGAGAGCAGAAGUCCUUGAACAACUCAGAAGUAAAAUUGGAAAACUGACUAUGGCCAAGCUUGCCCAAUUCAUAAUUAUUCAAGGUGAACUGUACUUCCGAGGAGGUACCGGAUUCCUAGCCCGGUGUGUUGGCCAACAAGAAGCAAGCUUUCGACUACAACAGAUCCAUGAAAAGUUUUGCGGGGAUGGGGAUAUCAGUCUGUACAGAAGAAUCCAAAGACAGGGCUAUUAUUGGCCCGAGAUGGAGAAGGACUCGAAUCAAUUACAGAAGGAAUGCCCCAAGUGUUAG